AUGUCGAUUUCUGACAAGGAGCUUCAAAAGCUAGUUAAACAAAAAGAUCCUCGAGUGAUCUUUGUAAGUCUAUGUGGAAAUUGAAAAUAAUUCAAAACAUAAUUUUCAGGGUGAAGCUUUCCGGAAGGAGUCAGUCUUGCUUGUGCUAUUCCGACGAGAUGCAGACGAAGAUUUCAAAGAGACUGGAAAAGCAGUUUGCACUAACUGUUUCCAAUUACUCGCCGCCACCGACGGCAGCCAUGUAACGCGACAUGUCACAGAACGAUGUAAAAAACGAAAAAUCGAUAAUGUUGAAUGCACUGACGAGGAUAAUUCGAGGUUCAAGCAAAAAAAGAUCACGCAGUUUAACGAGAAAAGGCUCUCCACCAACCAAGUGGCUGGGAUCACCGAUGCUACUGCGAAAUUCUGCCUUCGAAGCGGGAAGUCUUUCAAUUUUUGUUCGUCGAACCAUGUUCAACAGUUCACGCUUGAAGUUGUCAACUCAGUGUAGGUGCUUGUUUUCUAAACCAGUUUUAAUUGGAUAAUUUUCAGUUUGCCCGGUUUCACUGCUGACACACUGAAACAACUUCCAGGACGGACGACAGUCCAAAAGUACACUGAGAAACACGCAACGGAACUUAUUAUAAAAGCUUUUCAAACAGUAGGAUAUUUAUUGGAAAAAAAUAUAUCAAUUGGAAUCUUUUUCAGGUGUCGAAGUAUGCAGGAACUCGACUUAACCUUGUGUUGGAUCAUGGGAAACUAAUCAAUAACUACUUGAGCUUUUUCGGAAGUUUCAUUGACGAAGAUUUCUCUCUGCAAUUAGUCCCUCUUGGAUUCACUCCUGCACUAGACGGGAAAACGAAUACGGAAACAGUGAAACUGAUUGUCAAAAGAUUCGAAGAAUUCGGAAUCGAUGAAGACAAAGUUAUGUCUUCACGCGUGACUGCGGACGGUGCAUUAGCUGGACUGGGAGCACAUUUCCGAAAAUGUAAGUUGUAUUCUAUGAAACAAAAGAAAAAAACUGAUUAUUUUCUAGACAUUCGCUGUGUCAAUCAUUCGUUGAAUCUUGUCGCACAGCGAACAGUUAAACUGCUCGAUGUACACAAAUCGCAUUUCAAUGAAGAGGAAAUCAAAGUUUUGAAACACGUAGAUGGACUAAUGGAAGAUGCUCAAAAAGUUUCGAAUGCAAUCAGAACAAAUGUGAAUUUGUGCGCAAGUUUGUCAAAGUUGCCACCUCUCAGUGUCGAGACCCGUUGGCUCAUCGGACUGAAAUGUCUAUCUGGAGUGCUCGAUCUAUCUGAUGAAAUUCAGAGCAACUUCAGUUCUCUGUCGAAAAUCGGAAAAGAAAGCUUCAAUAGACUGAGCGUUGAGUCCUUCAAAGCUGCAAAAACAGUUGUGAAAUUCUUCGAGGACAUCGUGAACUACAACGAUAUCUUCCAGGUAAAAUUUUUUUGAACUGCUUAUUCAAACAUUCUUUUACAGAGUCAGAAAGCAGUGACUUUGCACUUGGUGCUGCCUGCAUAUAAGCGUCUCAGGAAUCGUUGGGAAAACUACUCAAAACUCGACUUCGAUAGUUUCGAUGAUGAUGUAAUGGAUAUUGGAGUCGUGGAAGUUUUGGCUAAAGCGGCAUUGCUAUCACUUUCCCACUACUAUGCUCAAUUCGAUGAUAUCCACUUUGCUGCUGUCAUGCUUUCGCCACGAACGAAGAAAAUGACUAUGUUCUCUUCAGAAGACGUGACGCGUGCAAAAAAGUGUAUCCGUGGCCUGCUUCCAAGAGAUCCCACGCCACCAAAAGAAGUGAAAAAAACUGAGAAAACGGAUAUCAUUGAAUCACUAUAUCAAUCUGUGAGUGACACCCCCGAAGAUCACAAUGAAAUAGAUGAACUAAAUUUGUAAGCUUCAACAUUUUUUACAUAAUCGAUGUGUUAAUGUUACAGAUAUCUUGGCGAGUUCACAGUUUUGUCAGAAACUGUUGAGGAUUACUGGAGAAAGAAACGAAACGAGUUCCCGACGUUAUAUGAAGUUGCUGCUCAAGUUUUUUCAGUAAUUCCAAGCGAAAGUAUCUGUGAAACAUCGUUCAGCACUGCCGGAUACCUACUGGACAAAAGAAGAACACGACUUCGUUGCGAAAAAGCGGAACUUGUAGUGCUCGGAGCACAAAUCGCUUCGAAGUAUCCAAACUGGAUUGA
Caenorhabditis sp. 36 PRJEB53466 is the source of this 2168-nucleotide messenger RNA. NCBI's taxonomy places the organism in Eukaryota, Metazoa, Nematoda, Chromadorea, Rhabditida, Rhabditidae. The record is from the annotation of a GenBank genome assembly.